Messenger RNA from Morus notabilis, 594 nucleotides. Its product is annotated as protein LITTLE ZIPPER 3. The transcript has 2 exons. Bases 280 to 525 code for a protein of 81 amino acids. The record is from RefSeq and is a predicted model, not a curated record. NCBI's taxonomy places the organism in Eukaryota, Viridiplantae, Streptophyta, Magnoliopsida, Rosales, Moraceae.
UUUCUCCUUUUUCUCUUCUCUUUUUUCUCUCUACCAUUUGCUCUUCUAUAAAUUAACAGCGUCCUUGUUCACUUUCUUCCUCACUUCUUACAAACUCUUCCUUUUGUUUGUUUUUACCGCUCUACUACUAGAAAAAAAAAAAAAAAAAAAAGAGAGAGAUAGAAUAGCUUAGCACUUCCUUGGCCAAAGCUUCUCCAAAACCAACCUUGAAAAGGUGCAAUAUUACAUCUGAGAAAAGAGAUUUUCAUAUACUUUGUUUUUUUUGGGGGGUGGAUAGCAAUGGAAAGGCUGAACUCAAAGCUGUACUUGCAAAACUGUUACAUAAUGAAAGAGAAUGAGAGGUUGAGGAAGAAAGCACAACUUCUGAACCAAGAGAAUCAAGCACUUCUCUCUGAGCUUAAGCAGAAACUCUCCAAGGGCAACUCUAAGAACAAUAACAAUAAUAAUGGCAAAAAUGCGAUUCCUGAUCUUAACAUGUCCUCCUCAGGUUCUGCCCAGCAAAAUCCUUCCAGUUCUAGCAACUGAUCAAAUAUCAAUAUCAUAUCUUUUGUAGUAGUUGGGUUUUGCAACCAAAAAAAAAAAAAAAAAGUGUCA